AUGGUCCAGGAAAUGCAGUUUGUUGAGCAGAGUUGGAAGUUUGUCAAGGACUCAAUUGGGCUGGUUAAAAGAUGGACCAAACAUGAUAGAAAAGAAUUCCAGAAGGUUGCCAUGGCCACAGCCAUAGAAUUUGCUAUCAUGGGAUUCAUUGAUUUCUUUGUGAAACUGAUGCACAUCCCUACUAAUAACAUUAUCGUGGGUGGCUGA
Mesocricetus auratus (golden hamster) is the source of this 207-nucleotide messenger RNA. RefSeq names its product protein transport protein Sec61 subunit gamma-like. Bases 1 to 207 code for a protein of 68 amino acids. Gene Ontology annotation, molecular function: transmembrane protein transporter activity. Gene Ontology annotation, cellular component: Ssh1 translocon complex; membrane. NCBI's taxonomy places the organism in Eukaryota, Metazoa, Chordata, Mammalia, Rodentia, Cricetidae. The record is from RefSeq and is a predicted model, not a curated record. The transcript has a single exon. Gene Ontology annotation, biological process: protein targeting; post-translational protein targeting to membrane, translocation.